AUGGCACCAGAGGAAGAGAAAAAACCUGGGAUUCCACGUAAGAUAGAAAGAGUUGAUGAACUUAUUGUAAAAUGUCAAUGCUGGGUAAAGAAAAAUGACGAACAACGUUUGGCAGAAAUUCUUUCUAUCAAUUCUAGACGAUCUCCACCCAAAUUUUAUGUCCAUUAUAGUGAUUUUAAUAAGCGUUUAGAUGAAUGGGUUACGACAGAUCGUAUUAUUUUAGAAAAAGAGGUGAUAUAUCCUAGACCACCAUCACCUGAAGAUGAAAAAAUACCCAAUCGCAAAAAGAAGCAAAAGAUUAAACAGAGCCAGUCAACUUUAGAUCUUGUGGAAUCUGCUACCUUGAAAUCAACCAAUGCCUCCAGACCAAAUACCCCUGCACCUGGUACUCCAGGUACACCCGGCGAAUUAGAUCUUGAUAACUUGGAUGUCCAGGGUUUAAAAGGUGAAUUAAUAUCACAGGAAGAUGAAAUCAAAAAAUUAAGAACAUCAGGAUCAAUGACUCAAAAUCCACAUGAAGUUGCAAGAGUUCGAAAUUUAAAUAAAAUCAUUAUGGGUAAGUAUGAAAUUGAACCGUGGUAUUUUUCUCCAUAUCCUAUUGAGCUAACUGAUCUAGAUAUCAUAUAUAUUGACGCAUUUACAUUACAAUAUUUUGGCUCAAAAAAACAAUAUGAACGCUACAGAAAGAAAUGUACACUCCGACACCCCCCUGGAAAUGAGAUUUAUAGUGAUGACUAUGUAUCAUUUUUCGAAAUUGAUGGGAAAAAACAACGAACAUGGUGUAGGAAUUUAUGUUUAUUAUCUAAACUAUUUUUAGACCAUAAAACAUUGUAUUAUGAUGUCGAUCCAUUCUUAUUCUAUUGUAUGACAAGAAAGGAUGAAAUGGGACAUCAUUUGGUAGGCUAUUUUUCCAAAGAAAAAGAAUCUGCUGAUAAUUAUAAUGUUGCAUGUAUUUUAACAUUACCACAAUAUCAACGAAUGGGGUAUGGUAGAUUAUUAAUUGAAUUUUCAUACGAAUUAUCUAAAAAAGAAAACAAGGUUGGUUCACCUGAAAAACCAUUAUCUGAUUUAGGUUUAUUAUCAUACAGAGCCUAUUGGACAGAUUCUCUAAUUAAACUACUUGUAGAGCAUGGUAGUGAGGUCACUAUUGAUGAAAUUAGUUCAAUGACUUCUAUGACAACAACAGAUAUACUGCAUACAGCAAAGACUUUAAAUAUUUUAAGGUAUUACAAAGGUCAACAUAUCAUAUAUUUGAAUGAUGAGAUUAUUGAAAGGUAUGAACAAUUGAAGGCCAAGAAGAGAAGAGGUAUUGACGCUGAAAAAUUGAUAUGGAGACCACCAGUAUUUACUGCAUCACAAUUAAGAUUUGCAUGGUAA
Henningerozyma blattae CBS 6284 is the source of this 1377-nucleotide messenger RNA. RefSeq names its product NuA4 histone acetyltransferase complex catalytic subunit ESA1 (gene ESA1). Gene Ontology annotation, biological process: regulation of DNA-templated transcription. The record is from RefSeq and is a predicted model, not a curated record. The transcript has a single exon. NCBI's taxonomy places the organism in Eukaryota, Fungi, Ascomycota, Saccharomycetes, Saccharomycetales, Saccharomycetaceae. Gene Ontology annotation, molecular function: histone acetyltransferase activity. Bases 1 to 1377 code for a protein of 458 amino acids.